Mauremys reevesii (Reeves's turtle) is the source of this 4864-nucleotide messenger RNA. It is a transcript of the gene NLGN4X, whose product is annotated as neuroligin 4 X-linked. Gene Ontology annotation, cellular component: cell surface; postsynaptic specialization membrane; synapse. The transcript has 7 exons. Gene Ontology annotation, molecular function: neurexin family protein binding; signaling receptor activity. Gene Ontology annotation, biological process: synaptic vesicle endocytosis; postsynaptic membrane assembly; neuron cell-cell adhesion. The record is from RefSeq and is a predicted model, not a curated record. The coding region runs from base 441 to 2951 and encodes 836 amino acids. NCBI's taxonomy places the organism in Eukaryota, Metazoa, Chordata, Testudines, Geoemydidae.
UUCCAAAAAACGGAGGGGAGCCUUGUUUGAAUAAUUCCUGUUGUCUGAUAUCCUGUCAGGAUUCCCUGGAAGAAUUUGGCUGAGUAAAAAAGGACCUCCGUGCAGCUGCAGCUAUCGCACUGUUAAGGCUGAUUGAUCUUGCUGGAAUCUAUUGGAAGGAAUCAUUGUGCCAAUGAAGCAGAGUGACCGCUGACCACGUUCUCCUUCUCAGCCUUCUGGGAAGUACCACUAGGAUUGGAGCCUGGGGAUGGGCCUUAGGGACGAAGACUCCCUUGGUUGUCCUGACGUUGGAAUCUGUCCAUGGUCAAUCAACUGAGGCACCAACCACACUCAUCCUUAAGCUUUUCAUUAGCUGAAAAUAUUACGUGUUGCCUUUCACUUCAUCUCCCUUUGUCUCCCUGGCUGUGGAAGACAGAGCCCUGCUGAUGUUGAUAUAAACAAUGUCAAGGCCAAUGGGACUCCUAUGGCUGCCUUUGAUCUUCACCCCAGUCUGUGUCAUGUUGAAUUCUAACUUCCUUUUGUGGAUAACUGCACUAGCUAUAAGAUUUACCCUCAUUGAUGGCCAAGCACAAUACCCUGUUGUUACCACGAAUUAUGGCAAAAUACGUGGCCUAAGAACACCUUUGCCCAAUGAGAUCCUGGGCCCGGUGGAGCAGUAUCUGGGAGUUCCUUAUGCCUCCCCUCCGACUGGGGAGAGGCGAUUCCAGCCCCCAGAACCUCCCUCCUCAUGGACUGGGGUUCGGAAUGCCACACAGUUUGCUGCCGUCUGCCCACAGUACCUGGAUGAGAGAUCAUUGCUCAAUGACAUGCUGCCGGUCUGGUUUACUGCCAAUUUGGAUACUGUUGUGACAUAUGUACAAGAUCAAAAUGAAGAUUGCCUGUAUUUGAAUAUCUAUGUGCCCACUGAGGAUGGAGCCAACACAAAGAAAAGCGCAGAUGAUAUAACCAAUAAUGAUCGCAGUGAAGAUGAAGACAUUCAUGAUCAGAACAACAAGAAACCCGUUAUGGUCUACAUCCACGGGGGAUCUUACAUGGAGGGUACUGGCAAUAUGAUUGAUGGGAGCAUUCUAGCAAGCUAUGGAAAUGUCAUCGUUGUAACCCUCAACUACAGGCUGGGGGUUUUAGGUUUUCUAAGUACUGGAGACCAAGCUGCAAAAGGCAAUUAUGGAUUGCUUGACCAAAUCCAAGCUUUACGAUGGAUUGAAGAAAAUAUUGGAUCCUUUGGAGGAGACCCAAAAAGAGUUACUAUUUUUGGAUCCGGAGCAGGAGCAUCCUGUGUUAGUUUGCUAACACUAUCUCACUAUUCAGAAGGUUUAUUCCAAAAGGCAAUCAUACAGAGUGGAACGGCCCUGUCCAGCUGGGCAGUGAACUACCAGCCUGCCAAAUACACUCGGAUAUUGGCAGAUAAAGUGGGCUGCGACAUGCUGGAUACCACCGACUUAGUUGAAUGCCUUCGUAAUAAGAACUACAAAGAACUCAUUCAGCAGACCAUCACUCCAGCCACGUACCACAUUGCCUUUGGGCCUGUGAUUGAUGGGGAUGUGAUUCCAGAUGACCCUCAGAUUCUAAUGGAGCAGGGAGAGUUCCUUAACUAUGACAUAAUGCUAGGUGUGAACCAAGGGGAAGGCUUAAAAUUUGUGGAUGGCAUUGUGGACAACGAAGAUGGCGUUUCCCCAAAUGACUUUGACUUUUCCGUCUCCAAUUUUGUGGACAAUCUGUAUGGCUAUCCAGAAGGGAAGGAUACACUCCGGGAGACCAUUAAAUUCAUGUACACUGACUGGGCAGAUAAGGAAAACCCUGAAACACGAAGGAAGACCCUGGUAGCUCUGUUUACUGACCACCAGUGGGUUGCCCCAGCUGUUGCUACAGCUGACCUGCAUGCCCAGUAUGGCUCUCCAACAUAUUUCUAUGCAUUUUAUCACCACUGCCAAAGUGAAAUGAAACCAAGCUGGGCUGAUUCAGCGCAUGGUGAUGAAGUUCCUUAUGUGUUUGGCAUUCCCAUGAUUGGUCCCACCGAAUUGUUCAACUGCAACUUCUCCAAAAAUGACGUCAUGCUCAGUGCAGUAGUUAUGACAUACUGGACAAAUUUCGCCAAAACUGGAGAUCCAAACCAGCCUGUUCCACAGGACACAAAGUUCAUCCAUACAAAACCCAACCGUUUUGAAGAAGUGGCCUGGUCUAAGUAUAACCCUAAAGACCAGCUCUAUCUGCACAUUGGCCUGAAACCCCGAGUUCGGGAUCACUAUCGAGCAACAAAAGUCGCCUUCUGGUUGGAACUUGUACCACACUUGCACAACUUAAAUGAAAUAUUUCAAUAUGUUUCCACAACAACUAAGGUGCCACCUCCUGAUAUGACCUCGUUUCCUUAUGUCACCAGACGUUCCCCUGGAAAGUUGUGGCCAGCGACAAAACGCCCAGCAAUGACACCAGCCAACAAUCCUAAACAUUCAAAGGACACCCACAAAACAGCCCCAGAGGAUACAACUGUCCUGAUAGAAAACAAGCGAGAUUACUCCACAGAGCUGAGUGUCACCAUCGCAGUGGGGGCAUCCUUGUUAUUCCUCAACAUUUUAGCUUUUGCUGCAUUGUAUUACAAGAAAGACAAGCGACGUCACGAGACACACAGGCGCCCCAGCCCCCAGAGGAACACAACCAAUGAUAUAGCGCACAUACAAAAUGAAGAGAUUAUGUCAUUGCAGAUGAAACAGCUAGAGCAUGACCACGAGUGUGAAUCGCUGCAGGCACACGACACUCUGAGACUAACCUGCCCACCUGACUACACCCUUACUUUGAGGAGGUCCCCAGAUGACAUUCCGCUAAUGACACCCAACACCAUAACCAUGAUUCCAAAUACAUUAACAGGAAUGCAACCUUUGCAUACUUUCAACACCUUCAGUGGAGGACAAAACAGUACUAAUUUACCCCAUGGACAUUCCACCACUAGGGUAUAGCUCUGCCAUUUCCCCCUCUUACCCCACAAGCCACUUGGAAGAAAAAGAAGUAGAGGAAAGAGCAUUCACCAUUGAACAACUUGUUAAAAAACAACAACAAAAAGUAAACACGAAGGGCAGUCCUUAUUUUCUUACUGAUCCUUCCCAUAGAAACUCUCUGAUAUUAAAGAUCAGCUUCAAACCCUGUGAAAUGUGAAACAUGUAUAUUGCUGUUAUGAUACUGCUUUAAGAUCUCAGCCGCUUUGAUUGAAAGUUGAUGCCAGAAGAAAUCACUUGAAAAGAUGUUUUGAGAGUAACAAACAGAAGCAGAAUCUUCUGGAACACAGAGCCAGUGACUGUACAGUUUUUUUUAAUAUAUGAAAUUAAAAAAAAAACAAAAAAAACCACACCAGUUCUUUAUCUGCCAUACCAUGAAUGGCCCUUCUUAAAACAAAGACAUCACCGUGGGCUUUUAUCCAGCAUAAGAAGCUGUAACCAUAAGGGGGAAAUAGGAUUUUAUUAUUAAAAAUAAGAGGACUAUGCAGUAAAAUACGUAUAGUUCUGUGCAAAGAGAUGACUUGCCAGCCUGAACUAUAUUUAAAGAAACUUUGUAAAAAGUGUACAUAGCUGUGAGUUUAAAAAAAUAAGCUUUUAUUGACGUUUUCAGUUUGAAAAGAACUUUUAGAAAUUGUGCUUUCAGUUGUGACCUAUGUGUAUAUACGUUAGUCAUAUCACCUCUGUUUCCUCCAGACCAAAAGGAGGAUUUUCUUCUUAAUUACUAGUGGUGAACAAAGACAUGAGGUUUUUCUAACAUGUUUCAUUUAUAGGAGGACAUGGUGUCAUACACAGAAUACAGUUGUCUGUGUGACCUGCGUAUUUUCCCUUACAGGUUACAGACGUGCAUGUUAAAGCAUUCUUAGGAGACAGUUGGUUUUUAGAUUUUUUUUCUUUUCUUUUCCUUUUAUUUUUGUGUUAGCCUUCAUUAAAUUGCAACACAGAGAUGGAUCAGAAAAUGGAAAUCACGAUUAUUGUUUUAAGCUUGUUGAAUUGAGCAAAGAAACAACAAUACAAUGAGUCCAGUUUUGUAGUUCUUGGUUAUUUUAAUACAUUAGGAAGACUUGCUUCACAAUCUAGUACCCUGACAAACGCAAAGAAAACCUGCCUCUUGGUCAGUCUUUUGUGAGGAAAUCUAACUCUAUAUUCACCAGCAGCUGCAGAAGAGCUUUUGCUGAGGAAGCACCCACUCAGCUUUGCCAAACAGAGGAAAAAUGAAAUUUGACAGAGGAAAGGGGGUGGGGUGGUUUGUUUGGUUUUUUAAAAGUGGAAAGGUCAUGACUGAUCAGUAUGAAAAGAGCUUUUUCACCCAGUAUCCCGUUAUUGUGAUCAAGAGUGCACCUGUCUGAAAACUCUAUUUUUGCUGGUUAAUUAUAUAGCAGUAACAAAACCAAUCAAUAUUGUUGAGAGCUAAAAAGAGAGGUAGCUAAAAGUGCUCUGUGUGAAUUUAUAUGAAAAUUCUGGACAGCUUCAUUGUCAGUAAAAGGUUAAAUUAUUAUUCUCCCCUGCCCUCCCUUAACUGGGGAACUAAGGGCAAAACAGAUCCAUCACACAAGGGGCUCAGCAGUUUCAUUUAAACAGCCGAUUCAAGUGUGAAAAGCUAGACAUGAGUUAUUAACUGAUGAAGGUUGUUUAUAUUUUGUCUUUAGAAAGUGACUGCAUCAUCAAGAGAUAGUAACCAAAGAUAUUUGAACAAAGUUGCUCUGCACUUGAACAUGACUAUCCCAGAUGUAUUUUGUAUUUUUAUUUCAGUACCAAUCUGGGCACGGCACCAUCAUAUUGUCUGUCCCAUACAGAACCUAACACAAGAUGCCUUCUACCUUUGUGAUAAAACACUUUGGAAUAGCCAGCCCAUGAAAUGAUAUUGUAGACAAUUAUAU